This is a messenger RNA of Marchantia polymorpha subsp. ruderalis, 1801 nucleotides long. The record is from the annotation of a GenBank genome assembly. NCBI's taxonomy places the organism in Eukaryota, Viridiplantae, Streptophyta, Marchantiopsida, Marchantiales, Marchantiaceae.
UACAAGGAUAAGAAUCCUAUGAGAGAAGUCACCGCGUGCAUUAUCAUGGAACGAAGAGAAGCCUUCUGAAGAGAAGAAUUAUUAAAGAACUCAGCGCUCCAUGGAAACAGAAUCUUGGACAAGGACUCGCAUUCCCAGAUGCCCAAGCUAUACGAAAAGAGAUCACUCGACGAGCACCAUCUGGGUCACCGAUUCAUCAUUCUGCAUCCGAACUUGCUUUCUGUUUGCUCUGUGAUGGGCCGCAGUCAAAUCUCAACGUAGAAUCAAUGGAGCAAUGAUCGAAGAAAAGGUUGGUUGUCAUGACCCAGCGUGUUGGAGAGAUGUGUUCCAUCUCGAAAGCAAUAUUUCGGCAACUUUUCUGCAUAACGCGGAGUCAUGAGAGUGAGGGCAGCUCGAGGAGAGGUCCGACUGAAAAGUUUCCAGUGAAAAAAAUGGAGACUAAAACAACUUUCUUGGAGAUGGCGAUCAAGGUAGAUUUUCAAUUUGGUAAGAUCAAUUUCUUCGUUGUUUCUUGCCUUAUUCUUGCCCGAAAUUAGUGGCAGCGUUCUGUGCAUAUUGUUCUUUCUCCUCGGGCUCCCUUUGGAGGCUCACGCCGUCCUUUCAGUGCAUGACGCGCGAGAAGAUUCAAAAACAGGAUGGGAAGACCCCAUCAAGUCGUAGAGGGAAGGAACAUUUGAUUAGAGAGUAAGCUGUAAAGGCUACUCCACCAGGUGCUACUCACAUCACACUAAUAUUUGACUCUCACCACAGCCUACGCGAUUUUUUUCGAGCCGAAUGCGAACUAUAAAUCAUAAAAGGAGAGAGAAACGAGGAAAAGGGAAUUCCUAAUUUAGCACAAAUCCAAGAUACGGUCUCGAGAAGCUCGCCGUCUACAAAGCUUCUUGGCCUUCUUGAAGCAAAUGUUUUCUGUUCCUCUCUUGGACUGGAGUGCAUAAGAAGCCACAAUCGGGGUGAGGUUUUUCCACCUAUGUCGUAGGGGAGUCCUCGAAAUACGCUAAGAGAAAUCAGUGAAACCAUUUCGUACCCAAGACUUUCAAUUCAACUACUUUUACAUCUUAGCUGCCUGUCUUAACAACCGUAACGCAACAAUCUUCACAUGGUCCACACCGAAGCAAUCAUGCAAAGUGCAGAAGCCACAGAGAAACACCAACCAGUGCAGCCAAUGAACUUUGCAAAACAAGAAGUUCCUGGAAUGGAUCCGAAUAUAAAGAAAUGGUCAUCCAACUGUUGGAGCCUGCACGAAGAAGCUCAACGCACUGGAGAAAACAGGAGGAGAAGUUUCAGGUUGAGUCCAAAUUUCCCGCGGUGGCCUCUCUACGAAGAAGGGGACGCAUGUACUGCACGGAAGCAGCCCAGCCACCGAGGCAAAUGUGGUCGUUGCAAGCCUGCCCUCUUCUCGUUCCCGCUCUCGAGUGGGAAGAGGACAAGAUACGAGAUUCAAUUUGAGAGGAGUGGUGACGAGAACGAGCGACGAGGAAAGGAAAAGAGAAAGGUGGAGGCAGUGUUGCAGAAUCUCGGAACAGGUGGCUUGAGAUCAGGGACCACUUCGGGCGCAUUCGGGAAGCAGACGAAGAGGUUAGCUCACUUCCCCUCUCAUCGAGUUCUUGGUCAGUCGUUUUCUGAGCUUUUGACAUCGGUCUCUCGUAUGUCUUGUCGAGGUGGCACCGAAUUACAUGCUGUGACAAGUGCUUACGCUUCUGCUAGUACUUCCAAUGAUCGAUCGACUAGGACGGCCAGCAUAAUUGUUGUUACCGCUUUCUGGAGCUUUGGUUGUACAUGUAGUCCCCGAGAAAAUCUCUGA